This is a messenger RNA of Anguilla rostrata (American eel), 4834 nucleotides long. It is a transcript of the gene mgat4b, whose product is annotated as alpha-1,3-mannosyl-glycoprotein 4-beta-N-acetylglucosaminyltransferase B. The record is from RefSeq and is a predicted model, not a curated record. The transcript has 15 exons. Gene Ontology annotation, biological process: protein N-linked glycosylation. Gene Ontology annotation, cellular component: Golgi stack; endoplasmic reticulum; endoplasmic reticulum-Golgi intermediate compartment. NCBI's taxonomy places the organism in Eukaryota, Metazoa, Chordata, Actinopteri, Anguilliformes, Anguillidae. The coding region runs from base 205 to 1848 and encodes 547 amino acids. Gene Ontology annotation, molecular function: acetylglucosaminyltransferase activity.
GGAGCUCCUGGCCGUCUCUGCCCGUGAAACCCUUCCCCCUUUUCUGUACUCCCCUCCCAGACUCUAUCGUGCCUGCGAGUGUGUCUGCAUGACCGACGCACAAUAACAAAACUGGUCCCUGCUCCGUAGCCCUUGGUGUAACGUGAAGGAACCCUGCAACAGAUACAACGCGUUCGGUUUGGACAUGAUCCCGGUGAUCCGGAGAUGAGGCUCAGAAAUGGCACCGUCCUAACUGUCUUAUUGUUCGGUCUAUGCGGAUUCAUAUCGCUCUCUUGGUACACCGCAUUCAGCAAUUCUAAAGGUGAUGUGGUAGAUAUUUACCAGAGGGAGUUUCUGGCUCUGAGGGACCGCCUUCACUCAGCGGAGCAAGAGAACCUCAAACGGUCCAAAGAGCUCAACCUGGUCCUGGAUGAGAUCAAGAGGGCCAUCGCAGAGAAGCAAGCACUCAGGGAUAUCAACCGCACCUGGAGCAGUCUAUCAGACGAGACCAAACUGAAGCUGUGGAACGUCACGUACAGCAAGAAUGUUCUUCAGCUGCCCAGCAUCUUCCACCACCUGCCUCACCUGCUGGCCAAGGAGAGCAGCCUACAGCCGGCCGUGCACGUGGGACAGGGCCGGACUGGGGUGUCGAUAGUGAUGGGCGUGCCCAGUGUGAAGAGGGAGGUGCACACGUACCUGACUGACACCCUCAGCUCCCUGGUGUCUGAGUUGAGUCCAGCCGAGAAGGAGGACUGCGUCAUCGUGGUGUUCAUCGCUGAGACGGACCAGCAGUACGCCAGCGGAGUGGCAGAGAACCUGAAGCGUCUGUUCCCGGUGGAGAUCCAGUCGGGGCUCCUGGAGAUUAUCUCCCCGUCUGUCCACUUCUACCCAGAUUUCUCCCGGCUGAAGGAGUCUUUCGGCGACCCCAAGGAAAGGGUCAAAUGGCGAACGAAGCAGAACUUGGACUACUGUUUCCUCAUGAUGUACGCCCAGUCCAAGGGGACCUACUACGUGCAGCUGGAAGACGACAUAGUUGCGCGGCCAAACUAUUUCACCACGAUGAAGAAUUUCGCUCUGCAGCAGCCGUCUGAGGAUUGGAUGAUCCUGGAGUUCUCCCAGCUGGGCUUCAUCGGAAAGAUGUUCAAGUCUCUGGACCUCUCUCUAAUUGUGGAGUUCAUGCUGAUGUUCUACAAGGACAAGCCAAUCGACUGGCUGCUUGACCACAUCAUGUGGGUGAAGGUCUGCAACCCGGAAAAGGAUGCUAAACACUGUGACAGGCAGAAGGCUAACCUGAGGAUCCGGUUCAAACCCUCGCUCUUCCAGCACGUGGGCACGCACUCCUCCCUCGCCGGAAAGAUCCAGAAGCUGAAGGACAAGGACUUUGGGAAACAGACCCUCCACAAGGGUCACGCCAACCCCCUGGCGGAGGUGACGACCAGCCUGAAGACCUACCAGCACUUCACCCUGGAGAAGGCCUAUCUGGGGGAGGAUUUCUUCUGGGCCUUCACCCCGGUGGCGGGGGACUUCAUCCGAAUCCGCUUCUUCACCCCUGUCCGCAUCGAGAGGUAUUUCUUCCGAAGUGGAAACAUCGAGCAUCCAGGUGACAAACUCUUCAACACCACCGUGGAGGUCCUGCCUUUUGACAACAUCCAAUCAGAGAAGGAGGCGCUGAAAGAGGGGCGGGAGAAAACGCCCAAGUAUCACCGCACGGAAGAUGGCUUCAUUCGCAUUGGAACAUUCCAGAAUGGCAUAGCGGAGGGGGAGGUGGACCCCACGUUCGGGCCACUGGAGGCCCUGCGGCUAUCGGUGCUAACGGACUCGCCUGUCUGGGUCAUCCUCAGCGAGAUAUUCAUUAAAAAGGCAGAAUGAAUGGCACCUGGCCUCAGUAUAUUUCUACACUCACUUGACCGUUCAGCAAAGGACUGGGGCCUUUGCAGAAACUCAAAGGACUAGUUUCUUUUUAUGUGGUGUGAGCACCCCAUCUGCUGGCAAGACACUGGUAUAACAAGAUAAUUUGGAAAUACCAGCUGAACUCUCGAAGAGCUACUCCGGCAUGUGGAGGACGUACAAGGCUGUGUUUUUAAACUGUACUUAUGUGUAUAUACGUUUAUGUUUUAGUAAUUGUAAUUACACUGGUGAUUGUUGAUGGGCUUGCUGGAUCGUCUUGCCCUGUAAUAAAUUAAAGAAAAGUGCUGCUUUUGAAUGGACUUAGCUGCAGAUAUACCCACUGGCCAUGAAAUAAUUGCAUCGCCUUUGAAAAUGGAAACAUUUUAUGAAUUGUUAAAUAAUGUCAGACCAUUUUUUUUUUUUUAAGUCCUGGUUUUGCCAAAUUAUAAUCGGUAUUUAUGAGAGUGAAAUAAUUAUGCAGAUAUACAUGUGUAGGUGUACACACAUAUAAAUGUAAUUAUGUCUACAGCGUAUAUAUAUAUGUGUGUAUGUAUAUAAAGUCUGUGGUAAUAUAAAUUUCCACUACCAGGAUAGAUCUUGAAUAAUAAUUAUCUCUCAGUGGGUAGAUGAGGAGUGUAGCUCUUGAGAAAAAAAGUUUUUUUAUGGUAACCUUUUGAAACACUUUGGUUAUUAAUUUCCAACAGAUCUUAGUUUGAUAUCACCAUUUGUGUAAAUGCUGUUUUUGUUCAGCUAGAAAUUUGCCUUAAUGUGACAUUAAGCAGACAGGACGCAGUGUGAUGUUUCAGAGAUGUGAAGCCUCCAGAUUCAGUCAUGGAGAUCUCUGAACAAGAUAAAGACCUCUGCAAUAGCUUUAGGAAAUGGAAAAAUCUUUGAUUCUGUUUCUGUCUCACCAUGCUUUCAUAAUUAUUAUUGUAAUUAGACUUUUAAUUUUGGUUAUGGGCAUAAUUAACUUGGUUCUGUGAUUUUGGCUUUUGGGGGUAAAAUCUAGAAUGUUCCACACUGUAUAAAUGACAACCAAGAGCAGAAGUGCAAUAUGAAAUCGUAUGCAAAUUUAGUUCCACAUUCAGCCUGAAAUCUGUGUGGGGGGUGAAUCCAUUUCACAGGUUUUGGGCAGUCAGGGGUGUGCAGCUAUGAUGUCUGUUCAGCACACAGCUUCUUUGAUUCUCUGUUCAAAGUUAUGCCUGUGCAUGGGGCUGUUGUUCAUCUUCUCAGUCCACUAAACCCCAUAUCCAAACGGCCCGCCCACGCGCAUGUGAUCACAUGACCCUGGUGGAAGGGGGUUGCGGCUCGUCUCCAAGCCUUUUUAGCCGGAGUUAGCUGAAGACUCGCCAUGGGUUACUACCACAUGACACGGUCAUCCUGAGGAUCGUGAACAGUUGCUAUGGCUCAAGUUGCAGGCGGGAGUCAUAAUGGGAAGGUUGAGAGCAGGCAGCCAGGCUUCAGAGCUGCUCUGCCCCCCCCAUGUUUGUUGACCAGGUCUCGCCAUGAGAAGUGCUGCCGGUACCGCAUGGUCACCUGACCCCUGACCCCUCUGAAGACAGGAAGCUGUGGCUCGUCAAAGCCAGUUAAGUUCCCUUUAAAGGAAUUUAACAUCUGUGUCCCUUGCCAUAAGUCAGGAGUUUUUUUUAUAUUGAAAAAAGUAAGUGCAUCACUGCUUGUCUUUCUCCUGGGAAGGGGCACAUUUGCAUUUGGGAAGCUAAGAGGUCAGGUUGUGGGCUUCCAUGUUAAAAUCCUGGUUAUGUGACAGCUAUUAAUAUUCAUCUGCAGUUGUAUGCUUAGAGUACACGCUGUUUGUGGGGUUCUGGGAAACCUAGCUUAAACGCUCAGCCAUAUUGACGAUGAGGGAGUACCCGACGAUCAGGUAGGAUGUUAUGAGAGGGUGUAAUGCCGUUGAAGGGUGCCCUAAUAGCAUUCUGCAGCUUUGGACACAUCAGGAAAGGACCUACUUUUGUCAGUCAGGUGGAAACAGAUCAGAGCUAGCAGAGACGUGGCAGGGCAGUGGGAUUUCCCCCUUGUGGGGGUCCAUAUAACAUGUCCAUAUUAUUUUCCAAGCACCUUACGGUUGGAAAUUCCCUCAAUGCCUUUUUGAAAGUGCAAAGGCCUGAAACUGAAGACUCCGCCCCCAAAGAUGACAUGGCCUCAGGCACGACUGACAGCUGUCAAGCAGUGCUCAGUAACAGGCUGAUGGAUGCUAGGAGACUGAACCUCCCUAUCGACAUAUAUGCGACAUAAAUAUCCUCCUGCUGUCUGGUCUAGUUGGACACAUCUGAUCGGGGACAUGACUGUCUCUCUCAGACUCUGUUCUAUCUACUAAGUUGAAGAUCGUGGGCAAGAGGAGGCAGUGAAUUAUUUUCCCCGUCAGAAACCUAUGGUCUAACCCUUUGGAUUCUUAGCCUAGCGGAUCACGUACCCCUAAAUUAUCACACAAGGGAACCAUGCAAUUCCAAAGGAAAGCUGGACUGACAGGCCUCGGGCCUGCCAAGGAUCCAAGCGCUUUUAAGCAUAGUGCACAACAUGAUCGGCAUACUCUUACUGUUGUGUGUGCUACGCUUUUAUCAAAAGAAAAACCUGCUUGACCAUUCAUCGGUUUGUACAGUGAUUUAUUCACAGAAUAAAUGUACAUUAAAUUUUUUAAUCUGAGAGUGUCAAAGUGUGUGUGUGUGUGUGUGUGUGUGUGUGAGAGAGAGAGAGAGGGAGAGGCAGAAAUUCAGGGCUUGUGCCAAAACGUGUAGCUGCAGAAAUACUGUAGAUGUUCUGUAGCUAGGGGUUGAUGCUGAAGGUGACUUAGAGGUAUGCUUUUCUCCCCUCUGCGAUAAAUAUCUGGUGUGAAUUACACUGGAAUGCAUUACUAUUUACUGUGUGUUGUAUUUUGUAUCAUUUAGAUAAACUCUAUUUAAUGUUACCUUCUAUUCCAAUCUGUGACUUGUAAUAAAACCAAACAAAUCAG